Messenger RNA from Cricetulus griseus (Chinese hamster), 1659 nucleotides. The record is from RefSeq and is a predicted model, not a curated record. NCBI's taxonomy places the organism in Eukaryota, Metazoa, Chordata, Mammalia, Rodentia, Cricetidae.
AUGGUGGUCAAGACAAAACCUGUUGCGUUUGCAGUUCGGACCAACGUCAGGUACAGUGCAGCCCAGGAGGAUGAUAUUCCGGUGCCAGGCAUGGCCAUCUCAUUCGAGGCAAAAGAUUUUCUGCAUGUUAAGGAAAAAUUUAAUAAUGACUGGUGGAUAGGACGAUUGGUUAAAGAAGGCUGUGAAAUCGGAUUUAUUCCAAGCCCGGUCAAACUAGAAAACAUGAGGCUACAGCAUGAACAGAGAGCCAAGCAAGGGAAAUUCUACUCCAGUAAAUCAGGAGGAAAUUCAUCAUCCAGUUUGGGUGACAUAGUACCUAGUUCCAGAAAAUCAACACCUCCAUCAUCUGCUAUAGACAUAGAUGCUACUGGCUUAGAUGCAGAAGAGAGUGAUAUUCCAGCAAACCACCGCUCCCCUAAGCCCAGUGCAAACAGUGUAACGUCACCCCACUCCAAAGAGAAAAGAAUGCCCUUCUUUAAGAAGACAGAGCACACUCCCCCUUAUGAUGUGGUACCAUCCAUGCGACCAGUGGUCCUAGUGGGCCCUUCUCUGAAGGGGUAUGAGGUUACAGAUAUGAUGCAGAAGGCACUGUUCGAUUUUUUAAAACACAGAUUUGAAGGGCGGAUAUCCAUUACAAGAGUCACUGCUGACAUCUCCCUCGCCAAACGCUCAGUAUUAAACAACCCCAGUAAGCAUGCAAUAAUAGAAAGAUCCAACACAAGGUCAAGCUUAGCGGAAGUUCAGAGUGAAAUUGAAAGGAUUUUUGAACUUGCAAGAACACUGCAAUUGGUAGUCCUUGAUGCGGAUACAAUUAAUCACCCAGCUCAACUCAGUAAGACCUCUCUGGCCCCUAUUAUAGUGUAUGUAAAGAUUUCUUCACCUAAGGUUUUACAAAGGUUAAUAAAAUCUCGAGGGAAAUCUCAAGCAAAACACCUCAAUGUCCAGAUGGUAGCAGCUGAUAAACUGGCCCAGUGUCCUCCGCAGGAGUCAUUUGAUGUGAUCUUGGAUGAGAACCAGCUUGAGGAUGCUUGUGAGCAUCUUGCUGACUAUCUGGAGGCCUACUGGAAGGCCACCCACCCACCCAGCAGUAACCUCCCUAACCCUCUCCUUAGCCGAACUUUAGCCACUUCAAGUUUGCCUAUGAGCCCCACCCUAGCCUCUAAUUCACAGGGUUCUCAAGGUGAUCAGAGGACUGAUCGCUCUGCUCCCAGGUCUGCUUCCCAAGCUGAAGAAGAACCUUGUCUGGAACCAGUCAAGAAAUCCCAACAUCGUUCUUCCUCCUCAGCCACACACCAAAACCACCGAAGUGGGGCAGGUCGAGGCCUCUCUAGGCAAGAGACGUUUGACUCUGAAACCCAGGAGAGCCGAGACUCUGCCUAUGUGGAGUCAAAGGAAGACUAUUCACAUGAACAUGUAGACCACUAUGCCCCACACCGUGAACAUAACCACAGAGAUGAGACCCAUAGCAGCAAUGGCCACAGACACAGGGAGUCUCGCCACCGCUCUAGGGACAUGGGGCGAGAGCAGGACCACGAGUGCAACAAACAACGAAGCCGGCAUAAAUCUAAGGAUCGCUACUGUGACAAGGAAGGGGAAGUAAUGUCCAAGAGAAGGAAUGAGGCUGGCGAGUGGAAUAGGGAUGUCUAUAUCCGCCAAUGA